This is a messenger RNA of Beta vulgaris subsp. vulgaris (sugar beet), 1585 nucleotides long. Its product is annotated as B3 domain-containing protein At4g34400-like. The coding region runs from base 269 to 1297 and encodes 342 amino acids. Lineage: Eukaryota; Viridiplantae; Streptophyta; Magnoliopsida; Caryophyllales; Amaranthaceae. The record is from RefSeq and is a predicted model, not a curated record. The transcript has 5 exons. Gene Ontology annotation, molecular function: DNA binding.
UUAUGACCCUUACUGUGUCCACUUCCAAUCUUCCAGUGUCGAAUUGGGGAACCGGAUUCUGCAUUGUUUCUCUCACAUUCAAUGUUCAAAAUCUCAAUAUUUCUUUUCCCCCCUCUCUCUAUAUAUCUUGCUUUUCACAAACUCAUCCCAAGUUAAUUCUUAACAGUUAAGACCAAAAACAAAACAAAAAAGUUACCCCACAAUUCCUUAAACCCUAGAGAAAGAAUCCAUUGUUGGAACUUUUGCACAAAAGUUUUGAUUUUUGAAGAUGGGUCCUUCAGAUGACAGAUACCCAAAAUUCUUUAAAGUGUUUCAACCACAAUAUUCUUCUAAAACUUUGAUGAUCCCAUCUGCAUUUGAAGACAAGAUAACUGGAAAUAUUCCAAACAGGGUCAUUUUGAAAAAUAGUCUUGGUAAGAUUUGGUUGGUAAAGGUGGGCAAUAUUGAAGAUCACUUAUACUUUCAAGGAGGUUGGUCUAAAUUUGUUUUAGAAAAUUUUUUGAAAUUUGGAGAAUUUCUCGUUUUCACUUAUAUUGGACAACGUAUCUUCGAUGUUAUGAUACUUGGGAGAGACGGAUGCGAGAGGACACUAGUUCACGAGGAGGAGGAAGAAAUAGAAGUAAAUGAGGAAGAGCAAGUAGAAGACGAGUGUGAGUAUGAGAAUGAGGAGGAGGAUGAGGAUGAGGAUGAAGAUGAGGAUGAGGAUGAGGACGAGGAUGAGGAUGAGGAUGAGGACGAGGAUGAGGAGGAGGAGGAUGAAGAGAUGGGAAAUAAAAAGUUAAGGAAAUUUUUACCUAAGAAGAAAACGCCUAAGUACAAUGCACACAAUGACAAAGAUGAACAUGAGGAUGAAGAUUAUAUGCCCAAAAGAAAAUUUACGAAUGUUCUGAAAAAGAGAAAUGAGUACAAGUAUGCUGCAAGGGAAGACAAAGAAAGCACAGGCAUACUGAAGUAUCUUCCCAAGAAAAAUCCGUUUUUCAUCACAAGACUGAAACGAUCUGAAUAUGAGCGUAAUAGAUUAAUGAUACCACGGGAUGUAAGUGCCAAAAUCAAUGUCAAGUAUAGCGAGAUCAUUGAUCUUCAAGACCCGAAAGGAGAAAAAUGGGUUGCAAAAAGGAGUAUAUGGGAAAGCGGGCAAGUUUGUAUACAAGGAGGGUGGAAGAAGUUAUGUGACUCCAACAAAGUUAAGGAAGAUGACACCAUAAUUUUGGAGUUCCUGCCACGAACCAAACAAAGUUGUGAAACCAUCAACAUCAAGGUUCAGAUCAUCAACUCUGAUUCUGUCAGAAGCAACUGAUUUGCUGAGCAAGUCGAGUGGUUGAAAAUGGUCUAGUAGUUGUACUAAGAGUGAGUCUAUUUGGCUAAAUUUUAGUUAAAUUUUUAGCUCGAGAGUCAUAUUUGUAACUUUAGUCUGUGUAGGGUCCACUCCUUUCAUAUUUCAUGUUUAGCUAGCUAAAACUACGUCAAAUAGAGUGUUUCUUUAACCGAUGUUAUGAUUUUUAGACUUAGGAAGGAAAUUGAACGUUUUCUUAUUCACAUAUAUUUCUAGUCAAAUAAAUAAAUAGCAUUCUUUUAAUUUCAUUCA